Diceros bicornis minor is the source of this 3951-nucleotide messenger RNA. It is a transcript of the gene PEX6, whose product is annotated as peroxisomal biogenesis factor 6. Gene Ontology annotation, biological process: protein import into peroxisome matrix. The coding region runs from base 42 to 3032 and encodes 996 amino acids. Gene Ontology annotation, cellular component: cytosol; peroxisomal membrane. Lineage: Eukaryota; Metazoa; Chordata; Mammalia; Perissodactyla; Rhinocerotidae. The record is from RefSeq and is a predicted model, not a curated record. Gene Ontology annotation, molecular function: ATP binding; ATP hydrolysis activity. The transcript has 18 exons.
GAAGCUAUGCUCCUUCCCCUUUUGGUUGGUCUCCUGUCACCAUGGCGCUGGUAGUCUUGCGGGUCCUGGAGCCUUUCCCGACCGAGACCCCCGCGUUGGCAGUGCUGCUGCCGCCCGGGGGCCCGUGGCCUGCAGCGGGGCUGGGCUUGGUGCUGGCCCUGCGGCCUGCAGGGGAGAGCCCGGCCGGGCCGGCGCUGCUGGUGGCGGCCCUGGAGGGGCCGGGCGUGGGGACCGAAGAGCAGGGUCCCGGGCCCCCGCAGUUGCUGGUCAGCCGCGCGCUGCUGCGGCUCCUGGCCCUGAGCUCCGGGGCGUGGGUGCGGGCGCGGCCCGUGCGGCGGCCCCCGGCGCUGGGCUGGGCGCUGCUUGGCACCUCGCCGGGGCCCGGGCUCGGACCGCGAGUCGGACCGCUGCUGGUGAGGCGCGGAGAGGCCCUGCCAGUGCCCGGACCGCGGGUGCUGGAGACGCGGCCGGCGUUGCAAGGGCUGCUGGGCCCGGCGACGCGGCUUGCUGUGAUUGAGCUCCGUGGGCGGGCCAAACUGGGUCCAGAGACUAGGGACAGCAGCCGGCCCCCACCCCCGCCCGUGGUGUCCUCCUUCGCGGUUUCUGGCACAGUCCGGCGACUCCGGGGAGUUUUGGGAGGGACUGGAGAUUCACUGGGGGUGAGCCGGAGCUGUCUCCGUAGCCUCGGCCUCUUCCAGGGCGAAUGGGUGUGGGUGAGCCGGGCCGGAGAGUCAUCGGACACUUCCCAGCCACACUUGGCCACGGUGCGGGUCCUUGAGCCUCGCUGGGACCUCCCUGAAAGGCUGGGACCCGGCUCUGGGCAGCUGGGAGAGCCCCUAGCUGACGGAUUGGCCUUCGUGCCUGCCCCUCUGGCUUUUAAUCUCGGCUGUGAUCCCCUGGAAGUGGGAGAGCUCAGAAUUCAGAGGUACUUGGAAGGUUCCAGCGCCUCUGAAGACAAAGGAAGCUGCUCAGUGCUGCCUGGGCCUCCGUUUGCCAAAGAGUUACACGUCGAAAUUGUGUCCUCUCCCCACUACAGCAGUAACGGAAAUUAUGACCACGUUCUUUACCGGCACUUUCAGACACCCAGGGUAGUCCAAGAAGGGGAUGUUCUCUGUGUGCCAACAGUGGGGCAAGUAGAGAUCCUGGAAGGAAGCCCAGAGAAACUGCCCAGGUGGCGGGAGAUGUUUUUUAAAGUGAAGAAAACAGUUGGGGAAGCUCCGGAUGAGCUGACCAGCGCCUACCUGGCUGACACCACUCAUACCUCCUUGUACUUGGUGGGUGCUACCCUGAGCCGUGUUCCAAGGCUCCCUUCAGAAGAAUCCACUCCCUGGAGCAGCUUGUCUCCUCCGGGCCUGGAGGCCUUGGUGACUGAGCUCUGUGCUGCCCUGAAGCCUCGCCUCCAGCCAGGGGGUGCCCUGCUGACAGGAACUAGCAGUGUCCUUCUACGGGGCCCCCCGGGCAGUGGGAAGACCACAGCAGUCGCUGCAGCCUGCAGCCGCCUUGGGCUCCACUUACUGAAGCCACGUCUGCCACUUGCUCACAGACCCUCCGGGACCACCCCCAUCCAGGUGCCCUGCUCUAGCCUCUGUGCAGACAGCAGUGGGGCUGUGGAGACAAAACUGCAGGCCACCUUCUCCCGGGCCCGGCGCUGCCGGCCUGUGGUUCUGUUGCUGACAGCCGUGGACCUUCUGGGCCGGGACCGUGACGGGCUAGGUGAGGACGCCCGUGUGGUGGCCACGCUGCGUCACCUCCUCCUCAAUGAGGACCCCUUCACCAGCUGCCCUCCCCUGAUGGUUGUGGCCACCACAAGCCGGGCUCAGGACCUGCCUGCUGACGUGCAGACAGCGUUUCCUCACGAGCUAGAGAUGCCUGUGCUGUCAGAGGGGCAGCGGCUCAGCAUCUUGCGGGCCCUCACUGCCCACCUCCCCCUCGGCCAGGAGGUGAACCUGGCACAGCUGGCACGGCGGUGUGCUGGCUUUGUGGUAGGGGAUCUCUAUGCCCUUUUGACCCACAGCAGCCGGGCAGCCUGUGCCAGGAUCAAGAAGUCGGGUUUGGCAGGCGGCUGGAGUGAGGAGGAUGAAGGGGAGCUGUGUGCUGCCGGCUUUCCUCUCCUGGCUGAGGACUUCGGGCUGGCACUGGAGCAGCUGCAGACAGCUCACUCCCAGGCCAUCGGAGCCCCCAAGAUCCCCUCGGUGUCCUGGCACGACGUGGGCGGGCUGCAGGAGGUGAAGAAGGAGAUUCUGGAGACCAUUCAGCUCCCUCUAGAGCACCCUGAGCUGCUGAGCCUGGGCCUGAGGCGCUCAGGCCUUCUGCUCCACGGGCCUCCUGGCACUGGGAAGACCCUCCUGGCCAAGGCAGUAGCCACUGAGUGCAGCCUUACCUUCCUCAGCGUGAAGGGGCCUGAGCUCAUCAACAUGUACGUGGGCCAGAGCGAGGAGAAUGUACGGGAAGUGUUUGCCAGGGCCAGGGCUGCGGCUCCAUGCAUUAUCUUCUUUGAUGAGCUGGACUCCUUGGCCCCGAGCCGGGGGCGAAGUGGAGACUCUGGAGGUGUGAUGGACAGGGUGGUGUCUCAGCUCCUGGCCGAGCUGGAUGGGCUUCACAGCACUCAGGAUGUGUUUGUGAUUGGAGCCACUAACAGACCAGACCUCCUGGACCCAGCCCUUCUGCGGCCUGGAAGGUUUGACAAGCUGGUGUUUGUGGGGGCGAGCGAGGACCGGGCUUCCCAGCUCCGUGUUCUGAGCGCCAUCACACGCAAAUUUAAGCUAGAGCCCUCUGUGAGCCUGGUGAACGUGCUGGAUCGCUGCCCUCCCCAGCUGACGGGUGCAGACCUCUACUCCCUCUGCUCUGAUGCCAUGACAGCUGCCCUCAAACGCAAGGUUCGGGACCUGGAGGAAGGGCUGGAGCCCGGGAGCUCCGCACUGCUGCUCACCAUGGAGGACCUGCUGCAGGCCGCUGCCCGGCUGCAGCCCUCGGUGAGCGAGCAGGAACUGCUCCGGUACAAGCGCAUCCAGCGCAAGUUUGCUGCCUGCUAGGAGCCUCCUGCAGCCUGGGCCUCCCCACGAUGGCUACAGCACUUACUGGAGUCAGGCGCUCUACAAACGUGCAUUAAUCCUCAUGGUAACCCUGUGAAGUAGAUGGUGUUAUCCCACUUGAGAGGGGCAAACUGAGGCUCCUGGAAGUCAGGUGACCUGUGCACAGGAGGUAGUAUGGUAUGGUGGUAUAGAGCACUGGCCAGACCCUACCUGCCCUGGGUCUGUUUCUCCUCUCCACAAGAGGAGGAUCCUUGACUGUCUGAGGCGGAAUUUCCACAGCUGUAAAUGGGAUAUCACCACCCUAACCCUAGCCCUAACCCUCGUGGGAUUUUAUGAGGAUUUUUGAAACGGAUGUAUCAAAAGCUUCGGGCACAGCACUUGGCACGAGCAAAAGUGAACAAAUGUGAACUGUUACGGCUGCCCAAGACCAUCACACAGGAGCAAUGUUCGGGCCAGGACCCAGGCUUACAUGGUCUGGCCCCAAAGCCGGCUCUGGCGCUGCCGGGGCGAACCGGCCUCCCCACCGCGCUGUGCCCACGCCCCCGCUCUCACCCUGGGCCUCCUCAGCCCCCUCCUCCCGCCAGCCUCGCCCAGGCCCUCGCCCUGCCCGUUCUGCCCGGGCAGACACCCUCUCCCGGCCCUGGCAGCCCGCCCGGCCCAGCUCCAGGCCGGCGAAGGAAGCUGCUCGGACGGGCUCGGCCGUGGUCCUGCGGUCCGGCCCGGGCCGAGCCAGACCCCGCUCCCCCGUCCCACUGGCCCCUUCCGGGCUCACCCGGUGCCGCAAGCCACGUCGAGCACCCGCUGGCAGCCGUGCUGACGCAGCAGGCCGAUCAGCCAGGCCUUGUACUCGGCCGUGCGGCUGCGGGUGUCCCCGACGUAGAGCUGCCACACGCGCGCCGCCUCGCCGUCCGCGUACUGG